This is a messenger RNA of Tuber melanosporum (Perigord truffle), 3680 nucleotides long. RefSeq lists its product as uncharacterized. The record is from RefSeq and is a predicted model, not a curated record. Gene Ontology annotation, molecular function: ATP binding; double-stranded DNA binding; ATP hydrolysis activity. Gene Ontology annotation, biological process: mitotic sister chromatid cohesion. Gene Ontology annotation, cellular component: chromosome. The coding region runs from base 1 to 3585 and encodes 1194 amino acids. Lineage: Eukaryota; Fungi; Ascomycota; Pezizomycetes; Pezizales; Tuberaceae. The transcript is spliced from 7 exons.
AUGCCAGCUUUUCUCUUUUCAUUUAAACCACUGGGAUUGCUUUUGAUCUCGCUAAUACUAUUAUUUACUGGAUCCAACAGCUACAAGGAACAAACAGUUAUCGAGCCCUUCUCACCCAAAACAAAUGUUAUCGUCGGUCAUAAUGGUUCCGGAAAAUCCAACUUUUUUGCUGCUAUCCGGUUUGUUCUCUCCGACGCGUAUACCCAAAUGGGGAGAGAAGAACGGCAAGCGCUGCUACACGAAGGUUCUGGAUCUGCGGUUAUGAGUGCAUAUGUCGAAAUUAUUUUUGAUAAUAGUGACGAGCGAUUUCCUACGGGCAGAGAUGAGGUGGUGUUGAGGAGAACCAUCGGUCUCAAGAAGGAUGAGUAUUCCCUUGACAGAAAAAAUGCCACUAAGAGCGAUGUAAUGAAUCUAUUAGAGAGUGCCGGUUUCUCUAGAAGCAAUCCUUACUACAUUGUCCCGCAGGGCCGUGUUACUACGCUUACAAACAUGAAGGAUUUCGAGCGACUGAACCUCCUCAAAGAGAUUGAUGAACUACUAAAGUACAUUGAGGAGCGGCUCAGUGAGUUGGAAGAAGAAAAAGAGGAGUUAAGGGGGUUUCAGGAGAAAGACAGGGAGCGAAGGUGUCUCGAAUAUACGAUCUACCAUCGAGAGCAAGUUGAAAUCAAUAACGCAAUUGAUGGAAUUGAAGAAACCAGAGCACGUGGCAUUGAAAUCAAUGAGGACAGCAGGGAGGCUUUUAUUGAGCGCGAGAAAGAAAUACAGGACCUUGACCAAUCGAUUACAGCAAACAAGCGACAAUCGGAACUCCUUCGGGUCGAUAAAACUCAGCUUGAGGAAGAAUAUCGCGAGCAUGUUCGACAUCGUGCACAGAUUGAGCUGGACGUUAAGGCUUUGACCGCCGACCAAGAACAUCUGCAACAAGCCAAGGCUCGGUAUGAGGAAGAGCUUCAAGAAAUCACCGAUAGUAUCGCUGGGCGUGAAGCCGAACUUGCCGAACUUCUUCCUGAGUACAACCAGAAGAAAGAGGAGGAGGCCAGACUAAAGUCGCAGUUGGAGGAGGCCGAGGCCGCACGCCAGAGAUUGUACGCGAAACAAGGACGUAGUACUCAAUUUCGGAACAAACGGGAACGGGAUGAGUGGCUCAGGCGAGAAGUUAAGGAAUGUCAAGAGACCCUGGGGAAGAGAAAGGUCAUAAUGGAUGGGCUGGAAACCGAGACUACAGAGUUGGAGGCUGAGGCUGUGAGGGUGGAGACAGAGAUCGAGAGUAUCCGAGAAAAGCUCGACGGUAGGUCUGGAACUCUGGAAGAGAUCGCCGAAGAUGUUGCCGCCCGCAAAGAAGACCGUAAUAGACUGGUCGAUGAACGAAAGGAACUGUGGCGCGAGGAUGCGAAGGUGGAUUCGUUGGUAGAGUCAUCACGCCAGGAGCUCGAGAAGGCGGAGAGAGCCCUGUCCUACACCAUGGACCAAAACACUUCGCGAGGUCUUGCGGCAGUUAGACGAAUCAAGGAGAGGCUGAAUUUGGGAGGAUGCUAUGGAACCCUUGUCGAACUAAUGGAUGUUCAAGAGAACUUCCGUACAGCUGUUGAAGUCACCGCUGGACAAAGUUUAUUCCAUUAUGUGGUUGACAAUGACGACACAGCAACCACUGUUCUCCAGCAUUUACAACGCGAGAAGGCUGGUAGAAUUACUUUCAUGCCACUCAACAGACUUAAACCGAGGCUGGGAAGUUUUCCCGGCACAAAGGACGCAUUGCCAAUGUUGGAUUAUAUCGAAUACGACGAAACCUACGCUAAGGCCUUCGAGCAUGUUUUCGGCAAAACAAUUGUUUGCCCUGACCUCAAUGUGGCUUCACAAUAUGCUAGAUCUCAUGGCCUCAGCGCGAUAACACUUGCUGGCGAUAGAGCAGACAAGAAGGGUGCAUUGACAGGGGGCUAUCACGAUCCAAGGCGCAGCAGAUUAGAAGCCGUGAAAGCUGUAAAGAAAUGGCGGGAGACGUAUGGAAAACAGAAACGGGAAGCCGUGGAGAUUAAGAGAAGAAUCGAAAGAAAGGACCAAGAAGUUACGAAUGCUGUGGGAGAAUUACAAAAGGCAGAGGCAAAGAGAGGCCAAUUAGAAAACAGUUAUGGGCCGCUCAGAGCUAAAUUGCAAGGGUUAGUAAGCACGGUAGGGCAGCUCAAAGAUAAUCUCGAGAGAAAGAGAAAAAGCAGGGAAAACGUUGAGGCAAGCUUGAAAAGUCUAGGCGAGCAACUAGAAGCAUAUCAAUCAGAGAUUAGCAGCGAAUUCAAGAAAUCUCUUACUUCUGCCGAGGAAGCUAGACUCGAAGAACUCACCGGAACUGUCCAAGAACUACGGAAGACCUUGUCGGUAGUAGCUCUGGAGAGGGCCGAAAAGGAAAGCCGGAAGUCUAUCAUUGAAGUCGAGCUACGAGAGAACCUACGGAUGAGACUUGAUCAACUAAAGGGGCAGAGUAUGGACAAUUUGGAGACCACGGGGUCAGGUGGGCGACGUAGCGAUCUGAAAGAAAGCCAAGGAGAGCUGAAGCGAAUCGGAAAGUCAAUUGAUAGGGUCAAGACCAGACUAGACGAGGUCGAUCAAGAACUUGAUGAGGCAAAAAAGGAACUCGAGGACCUUGAGCGUCAGAAGACUGAGCUGCAGACGGCACAGCAAGAGGAGGCACGGAAUAUCGAGCGACAGAAGAAAAAAAUUGAGAGGAGCAUGGCUAAGAGAGCCUUACUUACAGACAAGGCCCAGGAAUGCAGUCGGAAUAUUAGAGAUUUAGGAGUAUUACCCGAAGAAGCCUUCGAGAAAUUUGAGAGGCUGGCUUCCAACCAGGUUGUUAAACGACUUCAUAAGGUCAACGAGGCUCUAAAAAAAUACUCCCACGUUAACAAGAAAGCAUUCGAACAGUAUGCAAAUUUCACGAAACAACGUGAUACUUUAAUAAAGCGACGCGAAGAAUUGGAUUCCAGUCAAUCCUCUAUUGAAGAGCUGAUUCAGGUUUUGGACCAGCGCAAGGAUGAGGCAAUUGAGCGGACAUUCAGACAAGUGUCCAAAGAUUUCGCGGAGAUUUUCGAGAAACUUGUACCAGCUGGGCGAGGAAGGCUUGUCAUACAGAGGAGGGUAGAUAGGGAGGAACGUGAUGAUGAAGCUAGCGGCGAUGAUGACGGGGAGGGUAGAAAGGGUGGGGUGGAGAAUUACACGGGGGUAGGUAUUAGCGUGAGUUUCAAUUCGAGACAUGAUGAGCAGCAGAGGAUCCAGCAAUUGAGUGGCGGACAAAAGAGCCUGUGUGCGCUGGCUCUUAUUUUUGCCAUCCAGCAGUGUGAUCCAGCACCGUUUUACCUUUUUGAUGAGGUUGAUGCGAAUCUUGAUGCACAAUAUAGAACAGCAGUCGCACAAAUGGUGAAGGAUCUCUCGUCACGGGCAGAAAAUGGUCAAUUUAUCUGUACGACGUUCAGACCAGAGCUCGUUAUGGUCGCGGACAAGCAUUAUGGCGUGCUUUAUCAGGACACAUACAAAACCUCUAGUGUCAAAAUUGCUAGCAAGGAAGAAGCAUUACACUUUGUGGAAGGUCAGAGGCCUUAGCUAGUCAGAAAAAGGUACAGCGCUAAAUGAUGAAAAAAACGAAAAAAAAGCCUUAUUCUUACGAGCCAUGAGGAUUGAAGAUUGGGGGCGUGGAC